GGAGGGCAGAGGCCUCUCCUUUUCCAGCUCCGGGGGGCGGGGGCUUCCAAAGACGCGAGGCAGGGCGAGGAGGUGUUGCCGGAGCGCUUGCCUUCCGUCGCCCGCGCUGCGCUGCGCUGCCGCUUUGGCUUGUUCUUCUCGUCCAGCGGAGGGCCUAGCAAGGUGGAGGACAAUCAUGCACUGUGCUCAGAAUCAGCACCCCUCUUGACUUCACGCCACACUUCCGCAGCUUUCCAAAGAUGAAUGUGGAACAAACGGCAUCUUGCUGUCAUCGCCAUGGAAGGUCGGCUGAUUGGUAAUGUGGAGAGCCUGUCCCAAGCACCUUCAGGAUCUGGCCCACCGUCUUUCGUCACCUUGCUGAAAGUGCACAGAGAGCUGCUGGUCAGCAGAAUCCGUAACACCCAGUGUUUGAUUGACAACUUGAUUAAGAAUGAAUAUUUCUCAAAUGAGGAUGCAGAGAUUGCUGCUCAGUAUCCUACACAAGCAGACAAGGUCCGUAAAAUUUUGGAUUUGGCCCAGAGCAAAGGAGAGGAAGUCUCGGAGUAUUGCAUCUAUGUCCUGCAGCAAGUUGCCGAUGCUUAUUAUGAUCUUCGUCCAUGGUUGGAAGAGAUUGGGUUUCACCCUACAGAAGUCAUUACUAAGAAACCUGUGGAAAAUACCGACCCAGUUAGCAGGUAUCACCAGAAACUUAGAGAUGAAUUGGGACGGGACACAAAGUUCAUCUCUUCGUAUGCCCAGAAGGAGGACAUGUUGCUUGAAGAAACUUAUUCUGCCAACAUUAUGGAGUUCAUCAAUCACAAAAAUGAGAAACUUGGUAGUGUGAAUGGCCUGGAAGACCUACUUGAUGAUAACAUUGGUUUAAUUAAUGGAGAUGGUGAGACAGUCUAUGUCUUUGGUGAUGCAGGGAUUGGAAAAUCAAUGUUGCUGCAAAAGAUGCAGAAUCUGUGGGCUAAGGGUGAAUUCAAUGUAGGAGCCAAAUUUUUCUUCCGCUUCCGAUGCCGGAUGUUUAGCUGUUUUAAACAGGAUGAAGCUAUAUGUUUGAAAGACCUCCUCUUCAAGUACAAUUGUUUCCCAGACCAGGACCCAGAGGAGGUUUUUUACUUCAUUCUGAAGUUCCCUCACACAGUCCUGUUUACAUUUGAUGGCUUUGAUGAGAUUAAUUCUGACUUUGAUCUCAGCAGUGUGCCUGAGAAUUGCUCACCCAAUGAAUCUAUCCAUGCUCUUGUUCUCCUGGUGGGUCUCCUUAGCGGGAAACUUCUGAAAGGAUCUAAGAAAAUCCUGACAGCAAGGACUGGUACAGAAAUCCAUAAAAACAUUGUUAGGAAGAAGGUUUAUCUCCGAGGGUUUUCCAGCAGUAACCUGAAAGAAUAUACCAAAAUGUUCUUCAGAGAUGAAGGGUGUCGGACUUUGGUUUUGAACCAGCUGGAAGCCAACCCGAAUAUGAGCAGUUUAUGUACUGUGCCUUUAUUUUGCUGGAUUAUCUUCAAAUGUUAUGAUCAUUUCUACUCUGCGUUUGACAGCCAUGAGCUCCCUGACUGCAACGUUACCUUAACAGAUAUUUUCUUGCUCAUGACUGAAGUCCACUUGAACCGAACUCAGAAGACCAACUUGCUGAAGAAGAAUAACAGAAGUCAAGUGGAGACAUUUAGGUCCAAAAAAGAAACAUUGUUCGCACUGAGUAAAAUAGCACACACGGGGAUGGAGAAGUCUCUCUUUGUUUUUGACCAAGACGAGAUCACCACCAGCCUCUGUGAGCAGGAUUUGCACUUGGGGUUCCUCAGAGCCGUUCCUACCUAUGGAGACUGUGGAGACCAAUCUUCCUAUGAAUUCUUGCACCUGACUUUGCAGUCCUUUUUCACAGCUCUGUUCCUAGUUACUGACGAGAAAGUGGGUGGAAAGGAGCUACUGAAGUUUUUUGCCGAAUGCGCCACACCAGACACUGCCCUGCGAACUUGCUUUCCAAUCCGCUGGUUGAAUAAUUACCGACCAACCGGAGCAGAUCCCUUCCGGAAUAACGAGCACUUUCAUUUUACCAACCUCUUCCUUUGUGGCCUGCUUUCCAAGGCCAGGCAGAAGCUCUUGGGGCAUUUGGUUUCACCGGCAUCGAUUAAGAAGAAGAGGAAGGUGCUCCUUGCCUAUUUCUUUGAGAGCAUGAAGUCCCACCUAAGGAGCCUCACCCGAGCAAGACUAAAGCAAUACAAACAGGUUCAAGUUAUGCCCAAUUUUAUUUGGAUGCUGAGGUGCAUCUAUGAGACGCAGAGUGAGAAAGUGGGGAGGGUGGUUGCCAAGGGCAUGCGCGCAAACUAUGUCAAGCUGACCUACUGCAAUGCCUAUUCUGCCGACUGCAGCGCCAUUUCCUUUGUCAUGCAUCAUUUCCAGAAGCGCCUGGCUCUUGACCUGGACAACAACAAUAUCAAUGAUUAUGGUAUAAAGCAACUUUUGCCUUGCUUCAGCAGGCUGGCAGUGCUCAGGGUAAGCGUUAACCAGAUCACAGAUCAAGGAAUAAGAGUGCUUUAUGAUGAACUGUCGAAGUACAAAAUUGUGACUUAUUUGGGCUUGUAUAACAACCAGAUCACUGACAUUGGAGCCAAAUACGUUGCAAGACUCAUUGAAGAAUGCCCAAGUCUCAUAUACGUUAAAAUAGGAGCCAACAGAAUAACCACUGAGGGAGGGAAAAGCCUCGCUUAUGCCAUCCAGAAGAGUAAAACUAUGUAUGAAAUCGGAAUGUGGGGUAAUGAGAUUGGGGAUGAAGGCGCAAAGGCGUUUGCAGAAGCACUAAAGAAUCACCCCACUUUAACAAAUGUCAGUCUUGCAUUCAAUGGUAUCACUACAGAAGGGGGCAAAUGUCUUGCAGAAGCAAUGAAGCACAACAACACCGUGAAUAUAUUUUGGCUAACAAAGAACGAGUUGGAUGACGAAGCGGCUGUGGCCUUUGCUGAAAUGCUUAAAGUCAACAAGAAGCUGGGCCAUCUUUGGCUUAUCCAGAAUCAGAUUACUGCCAAAGGAGCCAAGUGCCUGACUGAUGCUCUGCAGGACAAUACGACCAUUAAAGAAGUCUGCUUAAAUGGAAACCUGGUAAGCCAAGAGGAGGCAAAAGCCUUUGAAAAUGAAGAAAGGAUCAUUUGCUUUUGAGAAAUUACUUUCCGUUUUGGAUUCUUGCCUGUAUGCCAAGAGCUGUUACCGCUGCGAUUGAAGCCAUAACACCUACAGCAGUUCGAAUUGGAUGCGAGGCUAGAGCAUGCUACACUGUACAAGACCAGUGGUCAGAAUUCCUGGUGUUGUUCCUUUUGCAGCCUCAGGAAAGAAGAUUGGAUUGGGCCGGAAGAUAUGAGCAGGAGUGUUUGCCCAUCUAUUGGAUUUGGUGAUUUCCCCCCCCCCCAUUUGAAUCCCCUCCUUCCCAGAGCUGCUGGGGUGUGUGGGGGGGGGGGAUGACCCUGAUCAUAGAUGGGUUUGUAUAUCGUUUAAUCAGACUCUUUGAACCAUACUUUCAUCUGCAUUUUUUUAAGAAAAAGAAAGCACUACCCUUGUUUUUACAUCCUAGAGGGGACGUUAUCUUCGUUUAUACCUUGCUUCCCUAGAGAUAGGGGGAGCCUCUUUGUACAUGAGCAAAGAUACGCCAACUAUGUUCCUUUGACAUCAGUGAUGUGCAUAAGUGUAAAUAAGUCUCUCUAACUUGUUUAUAUAUGGCGCAAGUUUGCAAAUGGAGGUAGAAUGCUAAUAGGAAUGCCACCUGGUAGUCAUCAAGCAGUUGACUGUUACUGAUCAACAGGUGAUCUACCUAUUGCCAUUACUUCAAACGUGUCACCCUUUUUGGCUCACAUUGUCAAGAUGUGGCCUGCCACAUAAAUGGCCACUGUUGCAUACAAGAACAGCGUCCUGUGUCUUACUCUGCCUAUUUUACAUUGGGGCCGAGACUCCGUGCCAAGGUUGCUGGAGGGUGGGGGGGCAAGGUCAAGAUUCCAGGGAACCUCCCCAUUCAGAAGCAGUAAACCUCUGAACACCAGGAGGCAGUAUCAGGGGAUGGGCAGCAUCAGGAGGUUGCAUGAGGGAAAGACCUCAGCACCUGUG
Messenger RNA from Gekko japonicus, 4068 nucleotides. RefSeq names its product nucleotide binding oligomerization domain containing 1 (gene NOD1). Gene Ontology annotation, molecular function: protein binding. The transcript is spliced from 12 exons. Lineage: Eukaryota; Metazoa; Chordata; Lepidosauria; Squamata; Gekkonidae. Gene Ontology annotation, biological process: regulation of apoptotic process. The record is from RefSeq and is a predicted model, not a curated record. Bases 244 to 3132 code for a protein of 962 amino acids.